AUGAAGAAAGCUAUCGGUCAAACUGUUAGGGACCUUAAAAGAGAAGUAAAUAAGAAAGUGCUGAAAGUUCCUGGAAUUGAACAGAAGGUUCUUGAUGCUACCAGCAACGAACCAUGGGGUCCUCAUGGAUCACUUCUUGCAGAUAUUUCUCAGGCAACCAGAAACCCUCAUGAAUACCAGAUGAUCAUGGCAGUAAUCUGGAAGCGAAUCAAUGACACUGGCAAGAAUUGGCGGCAUGUCUACAAGGCUUUGACAGUACUAGAGUACUUGGUGGCUCAUGGGUCAGAGCGAGUCAUAGACGAGAUCAGAGAACAUUCAUAUCAAAUAUCAACAUUAUCCGAUUUUCAAUACAUUGACUCCAGUGGAAGGGAUCAAGGAAACAAUGUCAGGAAGAAAUCUCAAAGUCUGGUUGUCCUUGUGAAUGAUAAAGAAAGAAUCAUAGAAGUUAGGCAGAAGGCUGCUGCUAACAAGGACAAGUUUCGCAACAAUGUGGCUGGUGGAAUGUAUAGACCUGGUUCAUAUUCGAACAGUGGAGCAUAUGGUGACAGAUAUGAUGAUGAUCGUUAUGGAAGCAGGGAGGAAGAUCGAAAUGGCUAUGGUUAUGGAAAAGAAAGAGAAUGGGGCUAUAAAGAUGAUGAUCGACAUAGUCGUGAUGGAGAUCGUUAUGGUAGAGAUUAUGAGGAUCGUUAUGGCAGAGAUGAUGACUAUAGGGGAAGAAGUCGAAGUGUUGAAUACCAAUAUGAAUCAAGAAGCAGGAGCUCAGAUAGAGAUCAUAAUGAUACUGAUGGACAAAACUCAUCUCGCGGAAGUAAUGCUAAAGCUGAAGACCAAUCUCUGGAAGCAAGGCUUGAGCGGAAAAUUUCUGAGCAAAAUGCGGGUGCUCCUCCAAGCUAUGAAGAAGCUGUUGGUGAAUCUCGCAGCCCUGUACACAGUGAAAGAGAUGUGGAAACGUCGGCAGCAUCUGCUCCAAGAGAUUCCUCUCAUGUAAAUGAUAAUCCUAGUCAAAGCUCUGCUCCUACAGGAUCUUCUCCUGCAAACAAUAAUUCAACAGAAGCAAUCACUGCAGCAUCUGGAGCUCAGGAACCUGAGGCAACUGAUGAUUAUUUUGAUCCACGGGGUCCUGCAUCAGCUGCCCCAGCGGGCCCAGCGGUACCAACUGCCCCUAGCACCACAAAUAAUGUUGAAUUGGACUUGCUUGGUUCCCUCUCAGACUCGUUCUCAAAUUUAUCUAUUGUACCAUCUGAAUCAACAACUGCAGCCCCUGAUGCAAAUUCUUUUGAAGAUCCAUUCGGUGAUACGCCAUUCAAGGCUUUUACUUCCACUGAAACUGCUCCAUCUCAAUCCCUGACAUAUCAGAGCAAUGAGCCAUCCCAACCAAAUGGUCUUAAUGCAGAAACCAAAUCUGACUUUGGGUUUGGGGAAUCAUUUUCUGUCGUACCAUACUCUGCACCUGUUGCCUCUGACACCCAACCAUUUUCUACAAACUCUCAGUUUUUGUCUCAAGAUUUGUCAUCUGCGCAGCCAGAAACAGAUAUUCUUGCAGACAUUCUUCCCCCUGCACCGUUACCUGAUAUGAGUUCACAGCAGAACAUUUCAGCACCUGGUUUUGGCCAUCCUUCUUCACCUUCCUUUCCAGCUUCAUCUGGUCAAAUGCCAUCACAACCAUUUUCUGAACCAACUGGCCAAUUUACCCAGCAAGGUUUCUCAGCUACUACCAAUCAACCUGCACAAACCUUUCCAGUUCCUACAGAUCAAUUUUCUCAACAACCCUAUUCUGCUCCUAAUGGCCAACCAGGACAAGUACAAUCAUCCUUUUCAUCUCCCUCCAGUCAAUAUCCACAACAACCCUUUUCAUCUCACGCUGGUCAACAUCCAUUUGCAUCCUCUACUGGCCAACAUAUUCAGCCACCUUUUGCUUCUCAAGGUGGCCAACCUGCACAAUCAGGUGGUAUGUAUGGUGGAUUGCACUCCCAGGAUGGAUCUCCUCAUUCCCAAAAUGGAUAUAAUGGGCAUAUGAACAGUGGGAACAUCCUGACACAGGGAUCUACAGCAGCUUUUCCUUCACACCUUGCUGCCCAAACACCAACAGGACAGUUGUCACAGGGCACCAACUUUUCUCAUAAUGGAGGAUCUACUGCUCCACAUAUGUCUUCCCACUCUCCAACUCAUCAGUCAUCACAGUUAAACAACCAGAGCUUUAUUGGACAACAAGGGAAUGCAGGCCCCUUUAGUUCACCAAUUAUCAAUCAAUCACUCGCUUCUAAUGCUUCACAAUCAAAUUCAUUAGUUUCUCAACCAUCAAAGGACAAGUUUGAGACAAAGUCAACAGUGUGGGCUGAUACACUAAGCAGGGGAUUGGUUAAUUUGAAUAUAUCUGGACCUAAAACAAAUCCAUUAGCAGAUAUUGGGGUUGACUUUGAAGCCAUUAAUAGGAAGGAAAAAAGAAUGGAGAAGCCCACUACCGCAGCUGUAACAUCAACUAUAAAUAUGGGUAAAGCUAUGGGAUCAGGCUCAGGUAUGGGCCGGGCUGGUGCUGGUGCUCUCAGGUCUCCUUCAAACCCAAUGAUGGGCUCUGGCAUGGGUAUGGGUGUGGGCAUGGGCAUGGGCAAUGGUCCUGGUGUUGGAAUGGGUAUGGGAGGCUAUGGAGGCAUGAAUCCAUCAAUGGGUAUGGGAAUGGGAGGGAUGGGUAUGGGACAAGGGUACCAAAUGCAACCCCCAACUGGAUUGCCUCCUGGCUCCAACAUGCCAGGUAGUUAUAAUAACUCCAUGAUGGGUCCAGGUAGUUAUGGUCAACAUCCAUAUGGUGGUAAUGGUCAACAUCCGUAUGGUGGUAAUGGUCAACAGCCAUAUGGUGGUUACGGUCAACAGCCAUAUGGUGGCUACAGAUGA
Sphenostylis stenocarpa is the source of this 2889-nucleotide messenger RNA. The record is from the annotation of a GenBank genome assembly. NCBI's taxonomy places the organism in Eukaryota, Viridiplantae, Streptophyta, Magnoliopsida, Fabales, Fabaceae.